GGUUGACGCACGGCCAGGAGCCGCGGCGGGGCCGGGCGGAAGCGGCUGCUACCGGGAGGCUGCCGGCGUCUGCGAGGGUCGCCUGUGCCCGAGUCGCUGGUGUCGGCGGGGCUCGGGGAGCCGGCCAGCACUGCGGAUACUGCUGUGACAGGGGCUGCACGCCGGGGCGGGCGUCGGUCGGUACGUGCCGUCAGCCCCGGACAGGCUUCGGCGAGGCCUAAGGCGGCCGGCAGCGGACAGGCUCCCGCCGAACAAACCUUUCAGUGGGGGCUAAGGUGGUUUGGGGCGGCAGAUCUCCGUGCCUGUCACAGGGUCUGAGGCGUGUGACGGCACCGCUCCGCUCUGCGCACCGCCGCGCAGAUCUGGUGUAAACAGCAAGCCAGAAAGAAAAUGACCCACUGGUUUCAUCGCAACCCUUUGAAGGCUACAGCUCCUGUUGCAUUCAAUUUUUAUGGGGUAGCUACCAGUCCUGCUGCAGGAAAAGUUUGCAAUGAUUUGAGGUUAUCUCGAACACGACUGUUGGAGCUCUUCACAGACUCGAGUUGUAAUCCAGAAAUGAUGAAGAAUGCAACUGACUUGUACUUCUCACUCUUGCAAGGUUUUAUCCUUUCACCAGAUGAAUCUUCCCAAGACUGCAAGUUGAGAUACAUUCAGAAUUUCAAGUGGACAGACACAUUACAAGGACAAGUUCCAAGCGCCCAGCAGGAUGCAGUGUUUGAACUGGUUUCCAUGGGAUUUAAUGUUGCCCUGUGGUACACAAAAUAUGCAUCUAGACUCGCUGGAAAAGAAGAUAUAACAGAAGAUGAAGCAAAAGAUGUUCACAGAAGCCUGAAGAUAGCAGCUGGGAUUUUUAAACACUUGAAGGAAAGUCACAUUCCCAAACUGAUUACGCCUGUAGAAAAGGGAAGAGAUUUAGAAGCUCGACUUAUAGACUCUUACAUCAUCCAGUGCCAAGCUGAAGCUCAAGAAGUGACAAUUGCUCGGGCUAUUGAGCUGAAACACAAUCCAGGGCUAAUAGCUGCUCUUGCUUAUGAAACAGCUAACUUCUACCAAAAAGCUGAUCAAACAUUAUCCAGUUUGGAUCCAGCCUAUGCAGGUAAAUGGAGGAAGUACUUAAACUUGAAGACCUGUUUCUAUAUGGCUUAUGCAUACUGUUACCACGGUCAGACUUUACUGGCAAGUGAUAAAUGUGGGGAAGCAAUCAGAUCUCUGCAGGAAUCAGAAAAAUUUUUUGCCAAGGCUGAAGCACUGUGCAAAGAAUAUGGAGAAACUAAAGGGCCUGGAACUACUGCCAAACCUUCUGGACAUCUCUUCUUUAGGAAGUUGGGAAGUUUGAUUAAGAACACACUAGAAAAAUGCCAGAGAGAGAAUGGAUUCAUCUAUUUUCAGAAGGUGCCAGCAGAGGCUCCCCAGCUGGAACUGAAAGCAAACUAUGGCUUAGUAGAGCCUGUUCCCUUUGAAUUCCCUGCCUUGAACGCACACUGGACUCCUGAAACACUUGCAGCAUUUGAUCUCACCAAGAGGCCAAAGGAUGACACUGCUAAACCAAAACCAGAUGAAGAAGUAAAACCUCUGAAGGAACCAGAUAUAAAGCCUCAAAAAGACAGUGGAUGUCAGAUUUCUUAAGUGCCAUUAAGUGCUUUGAAUUCACUUUGUAUUAAGUGGACUUUGGGGCUUUGGUUUUGAUCUCACUUUUCCUAAUUCUUCUUUUUUGUUUUUAAUUUAGAAGACUAAUUUAAUUUAGUUAGGAUGCAUCCAUCUUGCUUGAGAAUGUGGUGGAUUUCUAGCAGUUUAUUUAUACCUGAAUCAUUUGGAGGGUUUAGUGGGAUAUUGUAGGAUGAGUGGGCUUAAAUGUUCCUAUUGUGCCUCUAGAGGGUUGCUUUUUUUGUGGGGCUUUAGUUUCUACCCACAAAUAGCAAAGGAAGUAGCCUGAUUGUAAGGUAUGAGGAUUUUUCUAUUAAAUUAUAUGCUCUGUAAUGGCAAAUUCUGCAAACAAAA
This is a messenger RNA of Pogoniulus pusillus (Red-fronted tinkerbird), 1998 nucleotides long. RefSeq names its product BRO1 domain and CAAX motif containing (gene BROX). NCBI's taxonomy places the organism in Eukaryota, Metazoa, Chordata, Aves, Piciformes, Lybiidae. The coding region runs from base 391 to 1626 and encodes 411 amino acids. The transcript has 13 exons. The record is from RefSeq and is a predicted model, not a curated record.